Messenger RNA from Sporothrix brasiliensis 5110, 243 nucleotides. RefSeq lists its product as uncharacterized. Bases 1 to 243 code for a protein of 80 amino acids. Lineage: Eukaryota; Fungi; Ascomycota; Sordariomycetes; Ophiostomatales; Ophiostomataceae. The transcript has a single exon. The record is from RefSeq and is a predicted model, not a curated record.
AUGGCCCGCAGCUUCAAGGCCCGCCAGAGCGGUGGCACCAACCCCCAGACACCUCCCAACUGGACCGACAUGGUCCCCCACAAGUACUGCGGCGCCAUGGAUCUCGGCCGCGUCGGCAAGGACAACAAGGCACAAAAGUGCGCGGCGUGCUUGACCGUCAAGGCACACCUGGACGGCGCGAACGAUCGCGCAACAAAGCGCCGGCGAGAAGAGAAGAUGUCGUACGCGAUGGGCUUUGACUAA